AUGGCAACCAAGACAGAAAAGAAGCUGUCAGAGUACGUGAUCCAGCGGAAAGGGAUCCUUGUAGUGCAGAAGGCAGUGGAAAAGUUCGCGGAGAAUUUCGAUUGCGAUCGGGAUGCGUGCCAAAUUCCAAUUCGCCUCGAUUCACUGGACCGGAUCUACAAGGAGUACCUGGAGGUACAAGGACAGAUCGAGUUGUACGAUAAACCGGAAAUGUUGGAUACCCAUCUGCAAGAGAGAAUGAAUUUCGAGACGCGUUAUUGUACGGUCAAAGGAUUUCUGCUGUCCAAUCGUGCUGCGGACCUCAACCCAACCAUGCUGAACAGCACAAUGGCGGCACCUGUUCAUGCUUCGUCCUCGUUCCAUCUACGAUUACCCAAGAUCGAUCUUCCCAAGUUUAACGGUGAUUUUUCGCGUUGGCUCGCAUUCCGUGACACGUAUACGUCGAUGAUCCACAGCAAUGCAGAUAUUCCGACGGUUGCGAAGCUGCAGUACUUGCUGCAGUCGCUGGAGGGAGAAGCCCGAAAACCAUUCGAGUCCGUAGACAUUGAAGCGGACAACUACGCAUCGACUUGGGAAGCAUUGCUAAAGCGGUACGACAACAAGCGGUUCCUGAAGCGUCAGCUCUUCCGUGCUCUGUACGACCUCCCACCGGUCAAGCGAGAGAACCCUCCAGAAAUCCAAGGAUUGGCUGACGAUUUUCACCGGCAUGUGCGGGCUUUGGCAAAGUUAGGCGAGCCAGUCCAUUAUUGGGACACCCCAUUGGUCAACCUCCUUUCCUACAAGUUGGAUCCAACUACGCUACGUGCUUGGGAGGAAAAAACCAGCAUUAACGACGACGUUACCUAUGAUAUGCUGAUCGAGUUCCUCUACCAGCGUGCCCGAAUGCUGACGUCUGUCGUAACUGACCUACAAUAUCGGUCCCAACAACCGGUUAUAGCCAAGGUGGCCGGUCCGAUUCCAACCCCGAAGCCGUUCAAGGUGGCGUACAAGGCAGCUACCGUUGAACCGAACUACAGUGCUCCCUCGUGCCUCGCUUGUCCAGAGAAGCAUUUCCUCUUCCAAUGCCCUGCAUUUUCCGAGGUGUCCGUCCGCCAGCGCCGUGAGCUGGUUUCCCAAAAGCGCUUAUGCUGGAAUUGCUACCGUACUGGACACCAAGCCCGGAACUCUACCUCCAAGUUCUCUUGCCGUUACUGUCACGAAAAACACCACUCCCUGCUGCACGAGUCAGAAUCGUCGAAGAUGCUAUCGACUCCUGUUAACGAGGAAAGUCAGCCGAUUCCCUCGACGUCCGCCCACGCUGACCCUUCAAGCUCGGCGAAAUCGAACAGCCAAGUAAGCUUAUCGGUUCAGGCUCAGCAUAGUACAGUUUUACUGGGAACUGUUUCUCUCUUCGUCGUAGGUCAGAAUGGCAAGAAGAUCCCCGCACGCGCACUUCUAGAUUCCGGAUCCAUGUGUAACUUCAUCACCAAGAAGCUUGCAAAUUCCCUGAACCUUCAUCGCACCAAGGUGGAUAUCGCAGUAGCUGGUAUAGGAGAAUCCACCAAGCAGAUUAAGUGCCAAUUAACUGCUAUGAUCGAGUCGAAGUCGACACCGUACUCCACCAAGCUCGAGUUCCUGAUCCUCAAGAGACCGACGGUCAACCUUCCGACCGUUCCGAUCGACAUUUCCGCGUGGAAUCUUCCCAAGUUGUCGUUGGCAGACCCCAGAUUCCACAUCCCAUCCGACAUUGACAUGGUUGUCGGUGGUGAAGCGUAUCAUGAGCUGCAUCCUGGCAGCAAGCGUUCCCUGGGAGAGGGACUACCGUUGCUAAUAGAGACGGUGUUCGGAUGGACUGUUUCCGGGAAGAUAUCCAUCAAUCAUCCCACCAUUCCCCGCAUCUGCCAUCUAACCACUGUCGAUCGAAGCUUAGAACAAGCGUUGCAGAAGUUCUGGGAGCUAGAAGCUGUUGAGCCGUGUUCUGUGUAUUCCGUAGAAGAAAAACAGUGUGAAGAACUUUACGCUACUACCACCACUCGCGAUUCGUCCGGUCGUUAUCUCGUUCGUUUGCCACUCACCCGUGAUCCGCUAGUCAACCUCGGCGAAUCCAGAGCCAUCGCCGAACGUCGGUUUCUGAGCCUUGAGAAGCGACUAGAGCGGGAUCCACCCACCAAGGAUGCAUACUGCAAGUUCAUGGACGAAUACGAACGAAUGGCGCACAUGAAGAAGCUCGUCGAUCCAGUAGACGAUGUGAACCCGCACUGCUACCUCCCGCACCAUCCUGUGUUCAAGGAAUCCAGCACAACCACGAAGGUCCGAGUUGUUUUCGACGCGUCGUGUAAAACAUAG
Topomyia yanbarensis is the source of this 2325-nucleotide messenger RNA. RefSeq lists its product as uncharacterized. Lineage: Eukaryota; Metazoa; Arthropoda; Insecta; Diptera; Culicidae. The transcript has a single exon. Bases 1 to 2325 code for a protein of 774 amino acids. The record is from RefSeq and is a predicted model, not a curated record.